UGUUUCGUUUCUGUUCUGUUUCUCUUUCUGUUUACGGUUACAAUUUUAUAGGUUAGGUCAGGUUAGAUUUCCUUGUUACAAGCAAACAGCAAAUUUACACGGAACGAACACCAAACAAUUUCCAUAAUAAUUUAGUAGCAGUGAAGGAGAAGACACAGCAAAUCAAAAACUCCUAAUAUCACAAAAUAAAUCCAGGAGGUUGGAUCAAGAUGUCUGACGAUGAAGACAUCAUUUAUGUCAAGAAGCAGAACACUAUUCACUAUGGCUCUAUUGAAGAACAAGAGAGACAUCGCCUACAGUCCAUGCCUCUGGUACCACCAGGCGAGGAGUCCAUGGAGGAAGCACCUAUCUCGCCAGCUCCAGCAGGGCAAAUCCAUACAUCGGACGAAUACAUGGAAUUGGAAGAAGAAAUGUCUAAAGAUAAGCAAGCUCUUUUGGAAGAGUUUGAACGCAGAAAGAAAGCACGCCAAGUGAAUGUCUCUACAGAUGAUUCUGAAGUAAAGAAAAACCUACGGCAGCUGGGUGAACCUAUAUGCUUAUUUGGUGAAGGGCCUGCAGAGCGACGUAGCCGCCUAAGAGAUUUACUUUCCAGGUUAGGAGAAGAUGCCAUUCAAAGAAAACAGGAAGAAGAGGAAGAGAGAAUACAACAAGAGAAAGAUCAAGAAACUACUUGGUACCAUGAAGGUCCUGAAAUUCUUAAAGAUGCAAGAUUGUGGAUUGCAGAGUAUUCUUUGCCGAGAGCUCAACACAGACUAAAGGCAGCUCAAGAAGAAGCUGGACUCCCAGAAGCAACUGUGACAGCAAGGAAGCAAGAACUGCAAAAGUUUAUCACAUCACUGACUAUUUAUUGUAGUCAGAUCGGUGAUACAAGGCCUUUGUCUUAUUGCAGCUUUAGUCCAGACUCGACCAUGCUAGCAACAUCUUCUUGGAGUGGACUUUGCAAAUUAUGGUCAGUGCCAGAUUGUCAGCAAGUAUGCACACUAAAAGGUCACACUUGUAAUGUCGGCGCCAUUGUCUUUCACCCAAAGGUCGGACUGCAGGAUACUGUCUGUGGUCUUGCCUCAUGUGCUGUUGAUGGAUCUGUCAAGCUUUGGACUCUAGAGAGUGAGGAUCCCCUUGCAGAUAUUGAAGGUCAUGUAGCCAGGGUGUCUCGGAUAGAGUUCCAUCCUAGUGGCAGGUUCCUUGGCACCUGCAGUUUUGACCAUUCCUGGAGAUUGUGGGAUCUAGAAGUAGGACAAGAAGUAUUGCAUCAGGAAGGCCACUGCAAACCUGUUUACUGCAUCAGUUUUCAGGGCGAUGGUUCUGUAGCUGCUACCGGAGGGAUGGAUGCAUUUGGAAGAGUUUGGGAUUUAAGAACAGGUCGUUGCAUCAUGUUCAUGGAAGGCCACCUCAAGUCCAUCUAUGGCAUAGAUUUUUCACCUGAUGGAUAUCACAUUGCCACUGGAAGUGAAGACAAUACAUGUAGAGUCUGGGACUUGCGUAAACGAGCUUGUAUCUACACAAUCCCAGCACAUAUGAACUUAUUGAGUCAUGUCAAGUACCAACGAACUGGAGGUCACUUCUUAAUCACCUCUUCCUAUGACAACACUGCAAAGGUAUGGUCAGACAAAACAUGGCAAUCACUGAAAACUCUUCAAGGACAUGAUGGAAAGGUCAUGUGUCUCGAUAUUACACCGGACUCCAAAUAUAUCGUGACUUGUUCCUAUGACCGCACAUUUAAGCUAUGGGCACCUGAGUAGUCCCAGCCGUUUGAAUUAUUUAACAUUGUAAAUAGUAAAUGAUUUUUUUAUAUA
This is a messenger RNA of Macrosteles quadrilineatus (aster leafhopper), 1793 nucleotides long. Its product is annotated as U4/U6 small nuclear ribonucleoprotein Prp4-like. Gene Ontology annotation, molecular function: protein binding; U4 snRNA binding; U6 snRNA binding. The record is from RefSeq and is a predicted model, not a curated record. Gene Ontology annotation, cellular component: U4/U6 x U5 tri-snRNP complex. NCBI's taxonomy places the organism in Eukaryota, Metazoa, Arthropoda, Insecta, Hemiptera, Cicadellidae. The coding region runs from base 210 to 1739 and encodes 509 amino acids. The transcript is spliced from 10 exons. Gene Ontology annotation, biological process: mRNA splicing, via spliceosome.